AUGAUUAAUUAUCAAGUAAUUUUGGCAACUCUGACCCUUGCAUGCUUAUCAACUGUCAGUGCAAGGUUUUCAAGAGGUAGAUGCAGCACACCCCAUUUGGAAUAAAACUUUGAUACUACAAGAUAUGCUGGCUUGUGGUAUGAAAUCUAUAGAGACUCCGAAACACCUUUUGAAACUAACAUGAAAUGUGUGACUGCUACUUAUGGAUUAAAUGACGAUGGAACACUUUCAGUGAAGAAUAUUGGAGUAGAUAUAGAUGAUGGAGAUUAAAAUAUCGCUUAAGGCUAUGCCUACUGCUAGAAUGGAGAAGGCGACUGCACAGUUAAGUUCAACUUCCUGGCAACUGGCAGCUACUAAGUUGUCGAGACUGAUUACGAGACCUACUCUUUAGUGUCAUCUUGCUCUGAUUAUUACUUCUUCAAAACUGAAUUCUUCUGGAUUCUAUCUAAAAACUAAACUCUCCCUGAUUCAAAGAUCGAGCAACUUAAAAAUGUAAUCGAAAGAGAGCUCCCUAACUACACGUUUGGAAACUUACUAAAGACCCAGCAUGAUGAAACUUGCGUUUACCCAAGAAAUUGA
Molecule: messenger RNA, 579 nt
Organism: Stylonychia lemnae
Lineage: Eukaryota; Ciliophora; Spirotrichea; Sporadotrichida; Oxytrichidae
Source: the annotation of a GenBank genome assembly